GGAAGUGAAUGCAAGAGAGAAGAGGGAGGAUCUAGGUAGACGGGCGGAGGUGUAGGGUUACAUAGGUGAGGAUUUGGGACGGGGGCUGAUACGCUCCAAACAAAUCUACACAGAACUGAAGUCAGCUGGGCAGAACCUUUUAAACACAGUCUAGCAGAGCGAGUUUGAAACAGAGCUCAGGUAGAUCAGGUAGCAGUGGUUGUUUAAAGAAAUACUGAGGAAAGAGAUCAGAUAGUUAGGUGUGUUCCUGUAGGCAUAAAGUGGCUCGUGUGGUCUCCACUGCCCAAUCUGCUGUGGGCACUACGACCAGCAGAGUGCAAGAACACGUCAACAACAACAACAAAACAAUGAAGGGUCAAACUCAGGUGCCUGAAGAGAAUACAAGACCUUUGAACCCAACGCAGCAAGUGCCACGUCCGGGAAAACACAGAAAAGCCAUGACAGCUCCAAAGGCCGAGAAGGGGAAAAGGAUCUCCAUAAGAAAGAUCAUUAUUAUAAUCCUGAUAGUUUUGGUCAUACUGGCCAUCCUGGCUGUGGCUGCUUACUUUAUCAAGCAGCUGAUCGAAAGCAAGUAUUACUUUUGCUCCAAGUCGGUUAAGUUCAUUCCUGUGGAGAAGGCUUGCGAUGGUAAAGAGGACUGCAGCGGAGCAGAAGAUGAGUCAGCCUGUGUCACGAAGUUUGGAACCAACUCCACAUUCCCCUUACGGCUGAUCUCAUCUCGUAAUGUGCUACAGGUUUACAACCCUGUUAACAAUAACUGGAGAAGUGUAUGUGCACAGGGAUUCAGCCAAGAACACGCAGAGACCGCGUGCCAAAUUCUGGGAUACACAGUUACACCAUCGUACAGCACAGUGCAAACAGGACUUUUAAACUCUGAUUUAAAGAGAUCUUUCUGCAUUGUGGGCUCAAGUAAACAACAGACUUUUCACUCCACUGUUUCAGAUCACACGGUAUGCAGUACAGUUGUCACGUUGGCAUGCUCAGCUGACUGUGGCGUGAGCACAAGCCAGGACCGGAUUGUUGGGGGACAGAAUGCGAUCAUUGAGAACUGGCCCUGGCAGAUCAGCCUGCAGCACAGCGGUCAGCACACGUGUGGAGGAUCACUGGUGUCUCCACGCUGGGUGGUCACUGCUGCCCACUGCUUCAAUGGCGAGGGGAAGAAGGAUCUGGGCAGAUGGAGGGUGGUCUCUGGAAUCACAUAUCUGGCCUCUUCUGGGGCUUCUGCUGUGGACAAGAUCAUCCUCAACAGAGAUUACACCUCAUCACGGAAUGACUAUGACAUCGCCAUGAUAAGACUUCAAGCUCCUAUUACUGUUGGAGAAACCCGUAGGCCCGUGUGCCUUCCUCCUCAGGACCUCGGCCUCCAAGCAGGAGACAACUUAGUUGUAACUGGCUGGGGACAUGUGAAGGAAAAAGGUAGUUUGUCUUCAAACCUACAGAAGGCUCAGAUCCCUCUCAUAGACAGUGCACAGUGUUCAAGUUCCACAGUGUAUGGAUCUAGCAUAAGUCUCAGGAUGAUCUGUGCGGGUUAUCUAGAGGGCAAUGUAGAUGCGUGCCAGGGUGAUAGUGGUGGUCCUUUGGUAUAUUCAUCUGGGCGUUGGAUGUUGGUGGGGGUGGUGAGCUGGGGUGUGGGCUGUGCCAGGGCAAAUCGUCCUGGUGUUUAUACCAACAUGGACCAGAUGAUCGACUGGGUCCACUCAGUCAUGCAGGAGUUUCCAUGAGUUUGGGAAAAAGGACACACUCGGACAAACCCACAACAUGGAUUCCCAGAGAUCAUCAGUACGCAAAAAGAGAAAAAACGUGCACUAUACGUACAGUAUAUGGUUUAAAACUUGGAAUUCAAAAUCUAAUUUAAUCUUUGGAAACCUCAAGGAAUUGUUGUGAGAAUCUGUGGUCUGCACUCAGGGUCUUGUGAAACAAUUGAAGGUGCCAUUAGAAUAAUUUUGCACAACGUUAUAAAUAAUGUAUUCAUAUGCACACUAAAUACUGUUAAUGAACAUUAAUGAACAGUCACUCUUUCUGUGGACUGCACCAAUGCACUUUUGUCAGUUUGAAUCACAGUAAAAUGCAUUCAACAGCCACAAGAGAGUGCUGUUUUGUCUCGAAGAUGUCAAAUCCUUGAGCUGUUUUGCUCUGCCAAAAAAAUACAUCGGUGCCUUUAAAAUGCAGUAGAGCGUCUAUGUGAUGCAUUUGAGGUCUUGAGAAACGUAAUCAUGGAUUGUUUUGUGGUAUGUGAUAUAGAGACCUCAUACUGUGCAUAUUGCAGUUUUGGGCAUGACAACUGCAAACCAUGUUUGAGUGCGCGAAACAUAGGAAUCACACCUGAAGUUGCUAUGAUUCCUUAUACGGUUACAAGAUUUUUCAAAUUAAUGUAUGGUAGACAGAUAACUGUUUUAAUGUAUGUAGCACAAAACUGUAAAAAAAAUGUUUUUACAGAAUUUUACUGUUUUUACAGAUUUUUCACGUAUUUUUGAAAUACGGUGAAAAGCAUUAAAUUACAGAAAAGACUGCAAAUUCUCAAGAAAACUGUGGAAAAAUGUUAUUUUUCAGAUUUUUCAUGUAUAGGCCUACUGUAAAAAAACUUGAAAAUGUACAGAAUUUCACUGUUUUUACAGAUUUUCACUUAUUUUUGAAAUACGGUAAAGAAAAACUUUAAAUUGCAGAAAAUUUACAAGACAAACAUGAAACUUUUUUUAAUGGGAUUUUUACACUUAUGUUCAUAUGCUGUUUUAAUGAAAAUCAGUUCUCACUUUGAAUUCUUCAGGAGUGACUUUAGUUGUGGAAUGCCACAUUUGGAAAUAAUCACAUUUUGUGAGAACAGAAUACGGGAUUAAACACUCGAAACAGGAGUGACACCAUAUUUAGCUGCUGUGGGCAUGGUCAUUGAAUCAUGUUACCUGAACUAUUGUGGAUUAGUAUUAAAUUAUUCGCAUUGGGUUGUGAAACUCAAAUAGCUUUCAAUAUUUGUUAAAAAGAUCAGAAAAUGUAUGUUUUUAUUUGAAUUAAAAAUAUACAUGGUUUUGUAUACUUUGAUUUUGUUAAUUUAUGGACAUUGUUUUGUGAUGUAUGGUAAAUGUGUGUAAAUAGAGUGUUGACGGAAGCUUUUGAUAAGAUGAAUUUACCCUCUUUGUAAAAGUUAAGGUUAUUUCUUUGUAAAUAUUGUACACAUUUUGUUCUGUUGGUCAUGUUGAUUUAUUAUAAUAAAAGGGGUAAACAGUAAGUUUCGUCUCUCACUAUUAACUUCCCAAUGGAUAACAAAUUUGACUCCCUAUAGUAAACAAAAGACAACAAACAAGUAAUAUUUUUAUGCAAACCUUUAUUUUAUAUGUUGUUUUUGAUAUAUUGAUUAGUUUAUUCUAUACAAUCCAGAGAAAUCUACUGAGGUGCAUAGUAAUGAGAAGGGAAUAUGACAGAUGUUGGUACAAAGGGAAAUUUAAAGACAAACAGCUGUACAUACAUGAUCUUUUGUUCAUUUUUUCUGAGUACGUGAUGUCUGUGCUUGUAAGCUUUUAAAGUGCUCGGUCGGAGCCGGUGAUCAAAAUCUAGCAGCUCGGGCAUUAUUCAAAUUCCUUUCUCUGAUCCUUUCUCAAAAACGGAAUGGAAGUGAAUUAAAAUGAAGGGAACGUUCUGCACUGAUGGGUAUUUGAUCUUUUUAUGGAUUCAAUUUCGAAUCACAAUUUUCAAAAUGUUGCCGUCGUUCAGUGUGUCCUGUAUAGUAUGCAGUAUGCUAAUUCUGAACACAGCAAAUGUGACUGGAAUACUUGAUCUUUUAAAAAUGGUCGUACGUGUUAAAAUCCACCAGAGGGAGACAGAGUGUCUUGGAAUGUGUUGAUACUCUCUUGGCUUGGCAGUGAGAAUGAGUUAGUCAUCCAGGCAGUGAAAUCCAGUUUAGAGUCAAUAUUUUCUGAGCCAACGUUUAAAAA
Triplophysa rosa is the source of this 3923-nucleotide messenger RNA. It is a transcript of the gene tmprss4a, whose product is annotated as transmembrane serine protease 4a. The record is from RefSeq and is a predicted model, not a curated record. Lineage: Eukaryota; Metazoa; Chordata; Actinopteri; Cypriniformes; Nemacheilidae. Gene Ontology annotation, molecular function: protein binding; serine-type endopeptidase activity. Gene Ontology annotation, cellular component: membrane. Gene Ontology annotation, biological process: proteolysis. The transcript has 13 exons. Bases 348 to 1721 code for a protein of 457 amino acids.